This is a messenger RNA of Eleginops maclovinus (Patagonian blennie), 3683 nucleotides long. RefSeq names its product galactosylceramidase b (gene galcb). The record is from RefSeq and is a predicted model, not a curated record. The transcript has 17 exons. Gene Ontology annotation, biological process: galactosylceramide catabolic process. Gene Ontology annotation, cellular component: lysosome. Lineage: Eukaryota; Metazoa; Chordata; Actinopteri; Perciformes; Eleginopidae. Bases 1427 to 3427 code for a protein of 666 amino acids. Gene Ontology annotation, molecular function: galactosylceramidase activity.
UGAGGCAGCGGUGUGUUACAGGAGAGAAUGAGUUCAUGAUUUGUCUCAUUUGUGUUGAGCUGCAAACGACAUCGUCUUUACUGUAACUGACAGUUGCCAAAUUAUAAUCUUACAUUUUCAUGAUUUGGUAUGAAUUAGAGAUGGACCGUUUGUUUUAUAGACAUCUUCAAAAUCUGAAUACGAAUGUUAGGAGGGCAUUUUUAUUUAUUUUAUUAUUAAAAUCCCACUUAUAAACUAGAAGCUAUGAUUAGUAAACUAGAGGAAAAAAAAGCUAGAUUUUUUUUCAAUUCUAAAAACCGUAUGAUGGAAUAUGGACCACACAUAUGCUUGACUUCUAUUAUACUUCUUGAAUAUAUAACAAAUUACACAGCAUUCAUGUGUUAAUAAGCUUAAUAUUCAAAUACAUUUUUUCAAUUAAGGUUGAGAACAUUUUCUAACAAAUCUUAGUUGAUAAAAAAAGCCCAAUUACUUAUUUGCACAACAAGCUUGAAAUAGACCCUCCAUAUUUCCCCUUAUUAUCAUCAGCAAUGUGAGGCUUCUGUUUCAACACUUAUAGUAACAAAAUCAUGAAACGGGUUAGGGUUAGGGAGAGCUAAGAUGUAGGCUGUUUUUAAGAAUAUUCAAUUAUCAACCAAAAUCUACAUACAUCUGAUUGAUUUAGCUAACUUAUGAGGCAAUAUACUUCAUCUCUAGUGAGGGGUCCUUGGUAGGUUUUUCUGAAUGUGGCCCUGAGUGAAAAAUGUUUGUACACCCCCGCCUUAAGACAACUUUAAUUUAGGAAUACAUUUUCAGUGUCUAUUAUUCAGUUAUUGAUAUUGUAGCGUCUCACAAUAGGAAAUAAAAGAAACCUUUUAUUGAUUUUAUCCGUGAGUUUAUUGACUUCAGAUCCAGGUUACUGUCGGCCGUAACCACGCCAAAAACAAUAAAAAAAAGAACCAAGUUAACCGGCAGUCUCACACACAUUCCGUUAGCUUUCUCCUCAUAUCCCUCUGUCUCUCCCUCCAGGAACCUCCCCUCUCCACACCAAACCAAUCAGCAAGCACCCUCCCACUCAAUUCACAGCCACAAGUCACAAGAACCGUCCAUCAACAGUGACACUUUCGCCUACACCCUGCGAAAUGCAAACCAACUGCAAACAACAAAGCCAGGAACAUCAACAUUAUAACCAGUCUGUUACAGUAUAAACCAGCGGUCUGAGACAUUGGUGUUAAGUAACAUUUGAUGAUUCAUGGUUCUGUGUUAAUCCGAGAGCAGUUAAAACAGACUGACACCAACACGACAGGAGGGUUAAAGGUUUAAACUAAAUUCAGUGCUUUUGGGACUACGUCACUAGUGUUGGGAUCAUGUGACUGCUCCACCGCACUGUCCCGUGACGUGCAGAGAGUGUGAGCGUGCACACACAGCGGCAGCCGGGCAGAGAGUACGGAUGGAGCUCCGAGAGCUGCUGCGGGCGGCUGUGUUCCUCGGGUUGUCUCUGAGUUCCUGCUGCUGUCAGACCGUGGUUCUGAGUGAUACACCGGGCCUGGGGAGAAGUUUUGACGGAAUAGGAGGUCUGAGCGGCGGAGGGGCGACGUCUCGUCUGCUGGUGAACUAUGCCGAGCCGUACCGCAGCCAGAUAUUAGACUACCUGUUUAAGCCAAACUUCGGAGCCUCCCUGCACAUACUGAAGGUGGAGAUUGGAGGAGAUGCUCAAACUACUGAUGGAACGGAGCCGUCACACAUGCACUAUGAGAACGAUGAGAAUUACUUCCGGGGGUAUGAGUGGUGGCUGAUGAGAGAGGCCAAGAAGAGGAACCCAAACAUCACACUAAUAGGUUUGCCCUGGGCGUUUCCUGGGUGGGUGGGUCACGGUAAGAGCUGGCCCUAUGACUUCCCAGACAUCACUGCAUCGUACGUGGUGAAAUGGAUCCUCGGGGCCAAGCAGUACCAUGACCUGGACAUCCACUAUGUGGGGAUCUGGAAUGAGCGAAACUAUGACAGCAAGUACAUCAAGCUGCUGCGCUACACACUGGAUAAGAGCGGUCUUGAGGGGGUCCGGAUCAUAGCCAGUGACAACCUGUGGCAGCCCAUUACCCUGUCUCUGCUGCAGGACCCUGAGCUUGGGGGUGCUGUAGACGUGAUAGGGGCCCACUACCCAGGCACCAAAACAGUGAAGGAGGCCCUGCAGACCCAGAAGAAGCUGUGGUCCUCAGAGGACUAUAGCUCAGUGAACAACGAGGUGGGGGGGGGCUGCUGGGCCCGCAUCCUCAACCAGAAUUACGUGAAUGGAUUCAUGACUGCCACCAUCUCCUGGAACCUGGUCUCCAGCUACUACGAGGAUCUGCCGUUCGGCAGGGAUGGGCUGAUGACGGCGGAGGAGCCAUGGAGCGGACACUAUGAGGUGGAGUCUCCUAUCUGGAUCACAGCCCACACCACACAGUUCACCCAGCCAGGGUGGAGCUACCUGCAGACUGUGGGAUAUCUGGCACAUGGCGGGAGUUAUGUAGCUCUGACCAAUGGGAAAGGAAGCCUCACUGUUGUCAUAGAAACCAUGACUCAUGAUCAUUCAGUGUGCAUUAGACCUCCACUCCCCCCCUUCAAUGUGACCUCCCAGAAUGCAACUUUCCAGCUGAAGGGAUCCUUUGCCUCCAUAAAGGAACUCCAAGUAUGGCGCUCUCAGUUUAACUUCAAAACGAACAAGCCCUCCUCCUUCUUCCAGAAACUACCUCCUGUGAAGCUCGUGGACGGAUCCUUCACCUUGAGCCUGGCUGAAGAUGAGGUUUACACAUUAACCACAGUAACCUCAGGGCAGAAGGGCAGUUACCCUGGCUCCCCCCCCUCUGCUCACUUCCCCAAACAAUACAAGGACAACUUUGAUGUUCGAAACCCUCCCUUCUCUGAGGCUCCAAACUUUGCCGACCAGACGGGGGUGUUUGAGUACUACAUCAACCUGACGGACCCCGGGGCUCACAGCUUCACCUUACGCCAGGUUGUCACUCAGAGACCCGUCACCUGGGCCACCGACGCUGACCAGACCAUCAGCGUUAUAGGAGACUUCCAGUGGCAGAACCUGACAGUCAGCUGCGAUGUGUUCAUGGAGAGCGUGAAGACCGGUGGCGUGUUUCUAGCAGCCCGGGUGGAUAAAGGAGGGCAGUCCAUCCGUAGCGCUAAGGGAGUCUUCUUCUGGGUGUUUGCAGACGGCACGUACAAAGUGACCAACGAUCUCGCUGGACAGACUGUUCUGGCAGAGGGACAGUCUGGAACCCGAGCAUACGGCUGGCACACCUUAUCUCUCACCAUGGAGGGUCAGUAUGCGUCAGGUCUGCUGAAUGGAUACCCUCUGUGGAAGAAUGCUGUGGUGCUGGCCCCUGACAAUGGCUGGGCGGCUAUAGGAACACACUCCUUUGAGCUAGCUCAGUUUGAUAACUUUGCUGUGGUGGCACAAUGAGGAUUUGCACAAUGCUGUGAAUAGUGUGAUGAAUGACUUUAUUAACACUUAAGUGUGUUUUAAUAUGUGCUUGACUUUUUUUCAUCUUAAAAUGUUUUGCAAUUUUAAAUCUGAAAUAAUUGUAAAUAAUUUGCACUGAUUUUUAUUACAAUGGAAUGCAAUUAUUUAAAAAAUACGAUUUGUUUUAUUGUAAUGUUUUUACAUUUUAAAUGGGUCAAUUAAAAACAAUUAAAAAGGCAUGUAGUGGGGGUCUGAA